Messenger RNA from Ipomoea nil (Japanese morning glory), 1756 nucleotides. Its product is annotated as nuclear transcription factor Y subunit A-3-like. Gene Ontology annotation, molecular function: RNA polymerase II cis-regulatory region sequence-specific DNA binding; DNA-binding transcription factor activity, RNA polymerase II-specific. The record is from RefSeq and is a predicted model, not a curated record. Lineage: Eukaryota; Viridiplantae; Streptophyta; Magnoliopsida; Solanales; Convolvulaceae. Bases 418 to 1425 code for a protein of 335 amino acids. Gene Ontology annotation, biological process: regulation of transcription by RNA polymerase II. Gene Ontology annotation, cellular component: CCAAT-binding factor complex. The transcript has 6 exons.
GAGAGAGAGAGAGAGAGAGAGAGAGAGAGAGAGAGAGGUGGAAAAUCAGACAUUCGUAGUGUUUGACUGUUCGUCUUGCAUGUGAGCACCGGAUGAUGGCUUUGUUGUGAGAAAAGGGUUAUAGUUUGUUUGUAGUUUUCAGGUGAAUAGAUAGAUAGAAUUACACCCCUCUCGGAGACUUAAAAGCAUCAAAUCCAAGAACCAAAUAGGAGUUUCUGUCAAAGGAGAUAUGAUGGAUCCAUCUCAGUAGAAGCAAAAGAUGAAAUACAUUUAAGAGAGAACAUCAUACUCCGAUCAAGACAUCAAAAAAAAAAAAAAAAAAAAAAAAAUCAGUCGAAAUCAAAUUUGGGCAGUCCUUCGGCUUCCUUGGGGUCUGUUUUAAUUCCAAGAAAAAAUUGAUUGAAGUACUGGGAGAAGAUGCUAAAUUUCUCAUUCUCCAAGAAAGAAGGUGAUCAGACCGCUGCUCAGUCAUUCACACCUAUGUCUAUAACUAGCUCUUCGCUGUGGAAUUCCACUGAUCAACCAGAAAAUCCUCUUUCUGGGAGUGCAGAUACUGGACAAAAAUCUGCACCCCAACGUGGUUUCCACAUGAAGCAAACAGAAUCUCAACUUCAAGAUCAGGAUAACACUUCAACUCUAUCAACUGGCCAAUCUGAUCAUACAGUGGCUGCAAUGACACCAAGCAAUUGUCACAUGCCAAAAGUUGGACCUCAACCUGGCUAUGCUGAAAUCCAUGAAAGGCAAAUGAAGGAUUGCUCUAUAAAGCCAUCUCAGCCACAUUUAGAUGAAGAUUGCACCAUUCAUCAAGGACAAUUGGAUUUUAGCCAGUCCAUGGGUUGCCUAUCUUGGACUGAACCAUAUCUUGGGAGGCUGGUAGCUACUUAUGGACCAAAUGGUAUUAUUUAUCCUCAAAUGGUUGGAAUUGUACCUGCAAGAAUGCCACUUCCUUCUGAAUGCGCAGAAAGCAUACCUAUUUAUGUUAAUGCGAAACAAUAUCGUGCAAUUCUGAGACGGCGAGAAAUCCGUGCUAAGCUUGAGGCGGAGAACAAAGUUGUCAAAGUGAGGAAGGCAUAUCUUCACGAGUCUCGACAUGUUCAUGCAUUGAAGAGAGCAAGGGGUUCUGGAGGCCGUUUUCUGAACAAAAACGAACUACAGCAACUCAAAUCUGCUGCAUCUCCGACCCACGGGAAAACUAAUACCUCUAACCAAAAGGGCGGUGGAGACAUAUCUGCAGGGUCUCAACUUCAGCAUUCAGAAAGCGGGAGUUGGGGGACUUCUUCUUCUACCCCAUCCGGCUCUGAUGUCACAAGCAUCUUUAGCGGUGAUGGCAUUUUCCAGCAGCCGGAGUUUAGAGUCUCCCGCUCUCCUUAUCACAUGGGCGUUUCUAUGCAUGAGGCCGAAAACUUUGUGCGUAGAAGAACCUGAGAACCAUGUUCUACUGUCCAUGAUAGAUGCACGACGAUAAUGUUAUGGUCUAUGAAUGGAUAGUCGGCAGUUCAUCCCUGGCUAUGUUACUACCAACAGUUUAGUUUCCUCAGUAUUGAAAUGACUAACACAGAGUUCGUUCCUCGUGGUCUUUGCAACUUUAUUUUUCGUCACUGAAUAAAGUGGAAAACACAAGUUUGAUGUGUGUUAAGAUUAUGCAUCCCUGUACUUGUUGACAAGAAGAAUAUGAACACUGUCAUUCUACAAUCUUUGCUCUAAAAGCAAAGAGAAAGGAUUAUUAGGUGAUUAUCUUGAUGAUGUUUCUGUGACA